Schistocerca piceifrons (Central American locust) is the source of this 2585-nucleotide messenger RNA. RefSeq lists its product as uncharacterized. The coding region runs from base 33 to 902 and encodes 289 amino acids. The record is from RefSeq and is a predicted model, not a curated record. Lineage: Eukaryota; Metazoa; Arthropoda; Insecta; Orthoptera; Acrididae. Gene Ontology annotation, cellular component: nucleus; transcription regulator complex. Gene Ontology annotation, biological process: regulation of transcription by RNA polymerase II. Gene Ontology annotation, molecular function: DNA binding. The transcript has 3 exons.
AGAGCCGGCCAGUGUGCGACGCAUUGCCGACCAUGGCGGCCGCCUCAGCCACGUCCACGCCGGCCGGCGCGGCCGCGCACCAGCCGCCCUUCACCGAGGAGCAGCUCAUCGCGCAGGUGUACCAGCACAACAUCCUCUACGACAAGACGUCGUUCCACUACAAGGACCCGCGGAUGCGCAUGGAGGCGUGGGAGGAGAUCGGGCGCGCUCUCAAAGUGCCAGGUUCGGAGUGCCUCAAAGCGUGGCGCAAACUACGAAACUGCUACAUGAACGCCAUCAAGCGGCGGAGGUUCAGCAGCAAGGCCACGCACGCCAACAAGAAGUACACCAAGUGGAAGUUCGAGGACGAGAUGUCCUUCCUGCUGCCCUACAUGCUCAGUGGCAGGGCGAUGUCUCACGAGCACAGCAACGAGGAAGAGGAGGAGGACAACGAGGACGGCGACCCGGGCGGCGAGCUGGUGGAGGCGGAGACGGCGCCGACGCUCAAGGCGGAGGAGCCGGCCCCGUCACCCGGCCAGCUGCACGCCCCCGCUUACGGCGCGGGCCGGCGCGCAGAGUUCACCGGCGCCCAGGAGUUCGUCAGCGUCGUCAUGGCCAACGGGCGCGCCGGCAGCCAUUCCUACGACGACGACGACGAGCCGGACCGCGACGAAGACGACGACGAGAGCCCGCGGGCGCGCAGACGCCCCCGCAAGCGGCCCAGGGCGCGCAGCCCCUGCCCCGCGCCCUCUGCCGCCUCUGGCCCGGAGGCCAUGGACGACACCGAGAUGUUCUUCCUGAGCAUGGCCAAGACCGUCAAGAAGCUGCCGCGCGUCGAGCGCGUGCGCAUCCGCAUGGACCUUUGCCGCAUGGUCUCCGAGGCCGAGCUGCGCAACCUCACCAACGGCUACCGCCGCAAGUGACCGUGUACUUCAGUGAUAUAAACUUGUGCUUUCCUCGUUUUAAUCAUUCCUUCCAUCAGCUGUUAGUGUGAAGCCCGAGUAUUUAUGAGGUAUUCACACUGUGAUCUUCCUACAAACGCAUAUUGCAUUUUUUGUAUAAUCCACUCCUUGUAAUUCUCAACAAUUCUGUAAAUUUAACUUGUGUUUUCUUCAUUCUAGACAACAAUAACUUUUUCUUCGGCGAACAGUCCUCUCUCUCUCUCUCUCUCUCUCUCUCACGUGUGUGUGUGUGUGUGUCGUGUUUUUUUUAACAUCACUUGUUUUGUCCAAUUCUAUCUUGGUCCUCUCCUCCUCCAACCUAUAAUGUGGUGCUCACUUCCAAACCCCCCCUAAGCCAACAAGCUUCUCACAGUUAUCUUUCAAAUAAGCGAGUGCAUCAUCUGUGGGUUCAUACACAGCUAUCACUGCUGAUUGACAGCUCCUAAUUUCCAGCUACACUUAAAAAAAAAAAAAAUCCUAACUGCAGUCCGUUGGCAGUUGUGUGUUCACAUUUGACUAGCUCGAACUGGUUCCACAGCAUGCUGUUUCAUCUGUUGAAUUAUAGCGAUGAUGACUAAUGGCAGCCCAUCAUCCAGUCAAUUUCUUUUCACUAUCAUCAUCAUCACAGUUUUACGAUCAUCUAUGGCAGGACCUAAGGAAUUUGAACAAACAGCUAUCAUUUCAUUGAUUUUUUUUUUUAAAUUGCAAUGCUGUUAACCAGAAAAUAUUAAUACAAAAGUAGCAAAUCAUGAAAAAGUAACUAGUUUCAACAGAGCUACUUACAAAUUUCUAGUACUAUUUUUAUUUAUUCUCGUCCUUGUAUAUUAAAUACUCAUUCUCCUCUUCACCCCCUUUCCUGGUUAAAAUACAAGUACUGACAUGCCUGAUUUCCGUCCAUUCCAUCAAGUGUUCAUUAUCAUCGUUUGUAUCAUCUACAGUUUUAACGCUUCCUCGUAUUGUUUCCAUGACUUCCCGUAAUAUCUCAUCGACGGGCUCCACACCUCGUUGCAUUGCUACAGUAGCUGAGGUAAAAAAGAAGGCGAUUAACUGUCUGAGAAAUAUAUAGUGUUGCUAUACUUUUCAGGAGCAGUAUUAGCGAUUUAACUACAUUCCUAUGACGAAAGUUCUAUGGUAAUAUUUUUGUAUGAGGGAAGAGCCUCGCACGCGGCAGAACACUAAACAAACACGAAUUAAAAGAUUUGCCUAUACUUUUUUUUACAUAUCUUGUGAAAAAACUCAUAGUGUAGCCCUUCCCACUGGCCCUUCUGCUAGUCGUGGCUCAAGUGGGAACAGGACUGAUUAAAUGUUACAGGAGGAGAGACGUGUGAUCUGGAAGUCGGACUUGGCGAUUACUGGUCAGCUACUCAUGCUAACCGUUCCACAAACAUUUGCAAAGCCCGCAAGAUAAAGCCGACAAGACAUAUUGAAGUGCCUCACUGAUCAUACAGUGGUAUUUGCACCUGACCACGAUGUCAGAUGUGUGAUGCAAAAAGGACUAAAGGACGAUCUCACAAGGCCCUGAGCCUGAUACUUAUUACACUAUAGCAAUAUAUUUUUCUUUCUAAGAUUGUAUGUAUUAGCUUUUACUGUGGUACAAGGAAUGUGAAAUUUAAAUGUUAAAAAGCUUUUUUAAGAAAUAAAAGAAAUUUUGUGCUUUUUGUUAAA